Polyodon spathula (Mississippi paddlefish) is the source of this 2564-nucleotide messenger RNA. RefSeq names its product RNA-binding protein 39-like. The transcript is spliced from 17 exons. Bases 327 to 1937 code for a protein of 536 amino acids. Gene Ontology annotation, cellular component: nucleus. The record is from RefSeq and is a predicted model, not a curated record. Gene Ontology annotation, biological process: mRNA processing. Gene Ontology annotation, molecular function: RNA binding. Lineage: Eukaryota; Metazoa; Chordata; Actinopteri; Acipenseriformes; Polyodontidae.
CCCUUUUUAUCGCUCACUCGCAGGCGCCAUUUCGACGGGAGGCGGUUCGGUUUUAUGUGAGAGAGAGAGCGAGAGCGGGUAGCUUUCGACAAAUUAUAACAAACUUCUACUUGUUGUAUCAGUUAAUCGGGACUUGAGCGUUUUGUAGACACGUUAUAGAUCAGUUUAGCGAGCGAAGAAGCCGUUCGAACAGAAGGACAUUUGGAAUCGAGGUCAGGAGAGGCCUGGGCAGUAGGAGCAGACCAUCACAGAGACGAGACGGUUUGGGAGGGGGUUGAUCAAUAACACAUCGAGUAGUUUGUGUUUAAGGUUGACUGACUGACAAAAUGGCAGACGAUUUCGAUAUUGAAGCCAUGCUUGAGGCUCCUUACAAGAAGGAUGAGAACAAGUCGAGUAGUGCCAAUUGUCAUGAGGAGCGCAGUAAGAAGAAAAAGAAGAGUAAAAGUCGCAGCAGGAGCCGCGACAGGAAGAGGAGCAAAAGUCGGGAUCGUAAGAAGAGCCGCGAGAGAAAGACGAGCAAGAGUCGUGAGAGGAAGCGCAGCCGUAGCAAGGAACGCCGCCGCAGCAAGUCACGAAGCAGAGAGAGGGGAGGCCGAUACCGAGUGCGCAGGAGUCCAUUUGCUGGGCCGAAAUUUAACGGUGGCACCAGAGGGAAGAUUGGCCCACCACCUACCAUCAAACUAAGUAGGAGACGUUCUAGAAGCAAAAGCCCAUUUAAGAAAGACAAGAGUCCUGUGAGGUGGGUAAAAUGUGAUAAUUGGGGACUUCUUUCUCUACGUGCCUGUCAUUGUAUGCAGCUGGCAGCAAGAAUUCGACCACGAGAUCUGGAAGAGUUCUUUUCAGCAGUGGGAAAGGUGAGAGAUGUGAGGAUGAUUUCUGACAGGAACUCGAGAAGAUCAAAGGGGAUUGCUUAUAUAGAAUUUGUGGAAGCAAGUUCUGUGCCACUGGCAAUUGGCCUUACUGGUCAAAGGCUGCUGGGAGUUCCAAUCAUUGUUCAAGCAUCACAGGCUGAGAAGAACAGGGCAGCAGCUUUAGCCAACAACUUACAAAAGGGUAAUGCUGGACCAAUGAGACUCUAUGUGGGAUCUCUGCACUUCAAUAUCACUGAGGAAAUGCUGCGAGGAAUCUUUGAACCUUUUGGCAGGAUUGAAAGUAUUCAGUUGAUGAUGGACAGUGAAACUGGACGUUCAAAAGGAUAUGGCUUCAUUACAUUUUCAGAUGCAGAAUGUGCUAAAAAGGCUUUGGAACAGUUGAAUGGAUUUGAGCUGGCUGGCAGACCUAUGAAAGUGGGACAUGUGACUGAGCGAACUGAUGCAUCAAAUGCAAGUUCAUUCCUUGAUAGUGACGAGCUGGAAAGAACUGGGAUUGACCUUGGAACUACUGGUCGUUUGCAGUUGAUGGCCAGGCUUGCAGAAGGUACUGGUUUACAGAUCCCACCGGCAGCACAACAGGCCCUUCAGAUGAGUGGAUCAAUCGCCUUUGGUGCUAUGGCAGCAGUAACAGAUUUACAAGCCAGGCUUACCCAACCACCUGACGCUGCUAUGAAUCCUGGCUUGAACUUAGCCCUUAACCUGAACCCUGCUAUGACCUUACCGACACAGCCUCUUGCAACACAGUGCUUCCAGCUGUCCAAUAUGUUCAACCCUCAGUCGGAGGAUGAUCCAGAAUGGGAUGUAGAGAUUCAAGAUGAUGUGAUUGAAGAAUGCAAUAAACAUGGAGGCGUGGUACACAUUUAUGUUGAUAAAAGUUCACCACAAGGAAAUAUUUAUGUGAAAUGUCCUGCUAUUUCUGCUGCCAUGGCUGCUGUUAGUGGAUUACAUGGACGAUGGUUUGCUGGUAAAAUGAUCACUGCAGCGUAUGUUCCACUUGCAACCUACCACAACCUUUUCCCAGAGUCCGUGAUGGCUACUCAGCUGCUGAUGCCUAUUCGACGAUGAUGGAUCAAAGCCAAGAAAAAACACUGUAGUUGAAAAUGACAACAGUCUUGGAUUAUGUAUAAUAGAGCAGUCAAUCUUUUUCACUGAAUUAAAAUUGAAAAUAGUUUUGAUCUUAUUUGAUCAGUGAUGGUGAACUUUUAAUAGCAAAUUGCUGCCCUGUCCUUUUUUUACUUUUUUUUUUUAUAUAUAUAUAUAUUGUUAAAAGGAUAAGGAGAGUCAGUCCUUGCAAAGUUUCAUGACAUGAGAUGUUAGAUUGUGAAGUUUUAUUUUAAUAGGAGUAUAUGAACUAUAAAAGGGGCUUCUUGAAAAUGUAUUGAUUUAAGUAAUUUCAAACCCAUGUGUGAAUAUUCUGGUAGAUAUUGUGCGUGAACACUCAACAUGCAUAAUAAAGGGACAACAAUUGUUAUGUACAGCUUGCCUAAUGUUGGGUCUUGUCUGUCAUUGGUCAUUUUAUCAUAUUUCCUUGUAAAUGUUUGUACAUAAUUGUCUUGUGCUUUAUAGAUUUGACAGGCAGAUAUUUUGCAUUUCUUUACUGCAGAACAGUGAGCAAUAUUGGAAGGGUAAGUUGUAUACAUGUAAGAAUGCCAAAAAGUUGCUAUUAAAUAAAAUAACAAAAGUGCAAUAUUA